This is a messenger RNA of Miscanthus lutarioriparius, 837 nucleotides long. Lineage: Eukaryota; Viridiplantae; Streptophyta; Magnoliopsida; Poales; Poaceae. The record is from the annotation of a GenBank genome assembly.
AUGGGGGAAGCGCCGCAGCCCAAGUCGCCGCCGAGGUACCCGGACCUGUGCGGCCGGCGCCGCCUGCAGCUCGAGGUGCAGAUCCUCAACCGGGAGGUCGGCUUCCUCGAGGUACGCACGCACCAAUCGCUUUUCUUUGUUGAGUUCCUUCAUUCUUCUUAUGGUCGCGUGGAAGCAAAAGGAAACAUGGAUCUUGCAGCCUCUUCCGGUGGAUCAGAUCAAAAUUGCGCACAUGCUUUUCAUGCCUGUGCUGCUUCAGCUGCUCUUGCUGCACCUGCCGCGACACGCAGUGCUUUACUCCGCCGACCUGCAGCUGUCCAAAGACCCCUUCGUGCAGCAGCAGCUGCUGCAGCCUUCCCAGCUGCAGCUGCAAGCCGCCAGGCUGCUGCGGCCAUUGCCGACCCCAGUGCAGCAGCAGCUGCUGUCCUAGUGAUUGCAGCUGCUCGGACUGCCCGUGUUCCUGCUCCUGCCCCCCGUGCUGCAGCUGCUGCCCCGGCUGCUUCUCCUGCUGUGCGGGGUGCUCGGCCGGCUGCCUCGGCGCCCUCAACCGGUGUUUCGGCUGCCUGUCGUCGUGCUGCAGCGGGAUGCGACCUUCCUGCUGCAAGUGCCAGUCGUCGUGCUGCGAGGCAGGGUCAUCCUGCCGCGGCACCGGCACGGGAGCGUGCUGCCGCGGUUCGUGCCUCGGUGCCCCGCCGGCGGCACCGUCGUACCCGGAGUGCUCGUGCGGCUGCGUGUGCUCCUGCUCCAGGUGCAGAGGAGGAUGCCGCUGCCCUUCCUGUGGUAAUAAUCCCUGCUGUGCCGGUGGAUGCUUAUGCUAGAUUAGAGUAUUACUGGUAG